Pediculus humanus corporis (human body louse) is the source of this 1401-nucleotide messenger RNA. RefSeq names its product BTB/POZ domain-containing protein KCTD9, putative. Gene Ontology annotation, molecular function: protein binding. The record is from RefSeq and is a predicted model, not a curated record. Gene Ontology annotation, biological process: intracellular signal transduction; protein homooligomerization. The transcript has 8 exons. Bases 1 to 1401 code for a protein of 466 amino acids. NCBI's taxonomy places the organism in Eukaryota, Metazoa, Arthropoda, Insecta, Psocodea, Pediculidae.
AUGAAACGAGUUGUUUUAUUUCGAAAUGGAAGUUUGGUCGAUGGAAAGGUCGUUCUUGUCACUCACUCUUUGGAUGAUUUAUUAAAAACGGCAUCACAAAAAUUUGGAAUCAGUGCUAAAAAAAUAUUCACACCUCAAGGUGGAGAAAUUGAUGAUAUUAAAUUAAUUAGAGAUGAUGACGUUUUAUAUGUCACUAAAGAAAAUGAAGAUUUUAUUAAACUCGAGGAAAACAAAGGGAAUUAUGCAUUGAAUACCGUUUUGAGAGAUCCUGUUAAAAACGAUUGCGAUUGCUUCAAACAAAAAUCAAAUACAUAUGAUAGUAAUAAAUAUGGUACAAAUGUUUUGACAGCAUUCAAUUCAAACAUUGAUUCGAGUCAAAAUGAAGUUUUAGAUUGCGAUGCCAAAGGCUCUUCGACAUGUUCAACAUUAGCAAGAACAUCAAGUUUAGAUUAUAAAAGAAAAAAAGAUGUUAACAAACUUCAAGAAUGGGUGAAAUUAAAUGUCGGAGGAAAAAUAUUUACAACCAGUAGGAGUACAUUAGUGACCAAAGAACCUACGAGUAUGUUGGCAAGAAUGUUUGCCCAAGAUGAAGAUGGAUAUUUAAUGACUCCAAGCGAUCUCGAUGUAAAUGGAGCAUAUUUAAUCGAUAGGAGUCCGACAUAUUUCGAACCCAUUCUUAAUUAUUUGAGAAACGGUCAAUUAAUAUUCGAUACGAAUGUAAAUCCGGCAGGUAUUUUACAAGAAGCUCGGUUUUUUAGAAUCGAAUCACUUGUUGAACAUUUAGAAAAUCUUAUAUCGACACAACAAAGAUCUCAAGACAUUGCACCAUUAACUCGAAGAGAUGUUAUCAAUGCAUUGAUAACAACUUCAUCAACAGCAGAUUUAAGAUUUCAAGGUGUUAAUUUGGCAGGAAGCGAUUUGUCCAGACUUGAUUUGAGAAAUAUUAACUUUAAAUAUGCUUGUUUACACGGUUGCCGAAUGGUUGGUGCGAAUUUAAGUUUUUGCUGUUUGGAAAGAGCAGAUCUUUCACAUGCGGUUAUGGAAUCGGCACAAUUAAUGGGUGUACAAAUGCUUUGUGCCAAUUUGGAGGGUGCAAAUUUAAGAGGUUGCAAUUUCCAAGAUCCCACGGGAGUGCGAACAAAUAUGGAGGGGGUGAAUUUAAAAGGUGCCAAUUUGGAGUGCAGCAAUAUGGCCGGAGUCAAUUUAAGAGUUGCCACAUUGAAAAAUGCCAAUUUACAAAAUUGCGAUUUGAGAGCCGCAGUACUUGCCGGAGCCGAUUUGGAGAAAUGUGAUCUUUCCGGUUCGGAUCUUCAAGAAGCAAAUCUUCGGGGAGCCAAUUUAAAAGAUGCCGCUUUCGAACUCAUGUUGACUCCCAUUCACAUGUCGCAAACAAUUCGCUGA